AUGGCGGCCGCCUCGGCGGCACGGGAAGUUUUCCCUUUUUCCAGCCCGUUCUCGGCUUUCCUUCUUUUGGCUGAGCUGCUUUUGCUGGCUCAAGCCCCCGCCUUUAACAUCGCCUCUCCCUUCUGUCACCAUCACAUCCCCAGUGCCAGGGAGGUUAUUUACAAAGUUUAUCUUAAAGAAAAUCGAGUUAUGAAAAGAAACAUUAAUGAACAACUAAGAAUUAAGACUGUAUAUGACAGAAGUGUUGAAGAAUUGCUCCCUGAAAAAAAACAGCUUAUAAAGAACAAGCUUUUCCCACAAGCUAUUUCUUAUUUAGAGAAGGCAUUUCAAGUUCGGAAACCUAUGGGUACUGUCCUGUUAAGUAGACAGUGUGUAACAAACCAGUAUUUAAGGAAGAAGGAUGAUCCUCAUAGAUACUGUCGAGAAGCCUGUGCAGAACAUACCAAGUGUGGGCCAGUUAUAGUCCCUGAAGAACAUCUGCAGCAAUGUAGGGUAUGUAAUACAAAUGGACGGAAUUGUCAAACUGUUGGCAAAGCAGACCAGGACGGCUUUCGAGAUGCUGAUUUUAUACUGUAUGUUAGUGCUCUGACUACUGAAAGAUGUGGCCAAGAAAACAUCAUCGCAUAUGCGGCAUAUUGUCAGCUAGAAGCAGAUAUGGACAGACCAAUUGCAGGAUAUGCUAAUCUGUGUCCAAACAUGAUUUCAACUCAACCACAGGAGUUUAUUGGCAUGUUGUCUACAGUGAAACAUGAAAUCAUUCAUGCUUUGGGUUUCUCCGCUGGACUUUUUGCAUUUUAUCGUGAUGAUGAUGGAAAUCCUUUGACUCCUAGAUAUGCAAAUGGAUUGCCACUAUUUAAUGAAAGCCUUGGUGUGUAUCAGUGGAGUGAUAAAGUUAUACGUAAAGCAGUAAGAUUAUGGGAUGUGCGGGAUAAUAACAUUUUGCCUCAUAAUGUAUUCCUUUUGGUAACUCCUAAGGUAGUUAGGGAAGCAAGAAAACACUUUGACUGUCCAAAUUUAGAAGGAAUGGAACUGGAAAAUCAAGGUGGCAUAGGUACAGAGCUUAAUCACUGGGAGAAACGGUUAUUAGAGAAUGAAGCAAUGACUGGAUCACAAACACAGAACAGGGUCUUCUCCCGGAUUACUCUGGCAUUAAUGGAAGACACUGGCUGGUAUCAAGCCAAUUAUAGUAUGGCAGAAAAACUAGAAUGGGGCCGAGGAAAAGGCUGCGACUUUGUGAUGAAAAGCUGCAAGUUUUGGAUCAAUCAGCAACGGAGAAAAAAAGAACCAGUAGCCCCAUAUUGUGACACUCUGAGAAGUAAUCCAUUACAAUUAACAUGCAGGCAGGACCAAAGAGCAGUAGCAGUGUGCAAUUUACAGAAGUUCUCUCAGCAGUUGCCUCAGGAAUAUCAGUAUUUUGAUAGUCUGUAUGGCGUGUUGCCAAAAGAUUUGCCUUAUUAUGGUGGAUCGGUUGAAAUUGCUGACUACUGCCCUUUUAGUCAAGAAUUUAGUUGGCACCUAAGCGGUGAAUUUCAGCGCAGUUCAGAUUGUCGGAUACUGGAAAACCAACCAGAUCCUUUCAGAAACUAUGGUGCAGAGAAAUAUGGGCCAAAUUCCAUUUGCCUCAUUCAAAAGUCAGCUUUCAUUAUGGAACAGUGCAGAAAGAAACUGAGUUAUCCUGAUUGGGGUAGUGGGUGUUAUCAGGUUUCUUGCUCUCCCCAUGGACUGACUGUUUGGGUCAAGGACAUGGCAUAUUUGUGUAGUCACUCAGGUCAAAUUCUCACAGUGAAUAUUCAGAUGAAUGGAUGGCUACAUAUGGGGAAUCUAAUUUGCCCAGCGUGCUUGGAUUUCUGCAAUUUCUGUCCACCUGAACAAGAUCCCCCUCCAGUUGCUAAUUUAACAAGAGUUGUACCUAUUGAUCUGUGUUCCUGUUCUCCCAGCCUGGUAAUAACUCUAUGGCUACUGAUGGUGAAUUUGUUUCCAUUACUAGCUGGAUUUCUUCUGUGUGCAUGGAGUUAAAAUGUGCAUAUUUUGU
Messenger RNA from Protobothrops mucrosquamatus (brown spotted pit viper), 2032 nucleotides. It is a transcript of the gene LMLN, whose product is annotated as leishmanolysin like peptidase. The coding region runs from base 1 to 2016 and encodes 671 amino acids. The transcript is spliced from 17 exons. Lineage: Eukaryota; Metazoa; Chordata; Lepidosauria; Squamata; Viperidae. Gene Ontology annotation, biological process: cell adhesion; proteolysis. The record is from RefSeq and is a predicted model, not a curated record. Gene Ontology annotation, cellular component: cytoplasm; membrane. Gene Ontology annotation, molecular function: metalloendopeptidase activity.